UUCCGAAGUAGAUCUCCCUGAUUGGAUCCCUUUACCCGGAAACGAGACCGGCAAAGCUGAGCUGCCAGACGAAGAUUCUAGGAAGUCUCGCAGAAGAAUUUUGUGACGACUUGAAAACCGUAUUGUUGGAUUGGCAGAUUGUAUUUCCCACCUUGUCACGAAUAGAGCCAAAUUUGUAGUCUCAAGCUAUACCAUCCCACCAACACCAAAAUGCACAGCCAAAAAGUCCUGUUUGUAGGAUGUGUGUUCCUUGUUCUACUUAUGGACUCCAUCCUUGCCAAGCGAGACUUCUAUGAAGUUCUGGGUGUGCCCAAGACAGCAACAGACAAACAGAUCAAGAGAGCCUUCCGGAAACUUGCCGUCCAGUACCACCCAGACAAGAAUAAGGACCCACAGGCAGAGACUAAGUUUAGGGAAAUUGCAGAAGCAUAUGAAGUUCUGUCAGAUAAACAGAAACGGAGGGAAUAUGACCAGUUUGGCUUCAGCAAGCAAGGGGGUGGGCCUGGUGGUCCUGGAGGAUUUGGAGACUUCAACUUUGACUUUAAUGACUUCUUCAACCAUUUUGAUGCUUUCCAUACCCACAAGCAACAUGAGCAUGCAGGUGCAGGGUUUAAUGGUGGCUUCGGCGGUGACAGUGGUUUCCGUUUCUCCUUUGGUGGGAAUGGCGGAGGUCACUUCUUUGACUUCAAUGACAUAUUUGGGGAUGAUGAUGAUGAUGAUGACCUGUUUGGAAGCUUUGCCAACUUUGACAGCAUUCACAACCACUUUGCUCAUUUUGAUGACUUUGACAACUUCUUCGGAGACCACCAAAGGCCCCACUCACAUGCACAUGCAGGUGCACAUGCUCAUGCUCAACACUUUGCACAACACCAUGGACAGGCCAGGAAUAUGCAGUCCAGAACAAGUAGAACAGGUGGGAAAAACUGCAAAACUGUAACACAAAGAGUUGGGAACAUGGUCACAACCUACACUGACUGCUCUGACCCCUGAACCCUUCAAGAUGACCAUGGGAAUGUCAUAUAACUCCAACUGUGCUGAAAAAGCAUAGUCAACUAUGUACAAGGACAAGUUCUCUGCUGCUACUGUGUCUGCUUUCUCACCCUUUUCAAGUCGAGUUGCAGAUAGCUUUGUUUAGAGUCUUAAGUAUAAUUUGCAUUGUGUAAAAUUCCUUCAAGAUUUUCUUGCUCCAUAUACUGUAAAUGCAGAAAUGUUCGCGGUGGAUUAAUGUUCACGGUUUUUGCGGUGACCACUUCACCGCAAAAUUAAAACCACCGCGAACAUUUUUCUAUUAUGGUAUUAGACUGCAGUCUAUGGUGCUACCGCGAACUUUAAACCACCGCGAAAAGUCCUUUUUCCUGAUACCGCGAAAUUAAAUCCCCGUGAACUUAAAUGCAUUUACAGUACUAUAAACAAGUAUAUGUUUUUGAGGUAAAAGUAUAUCAAAAAUUAUUGUGUUCAGAUGCAAGCUUAUGAUAGUUUAAUAUGGGCUGUAAUUUCUGUAUAUACAUUCAAAUACUGCCUUAGGAAAGAAGAUGAUCUAAUACUAGUUUCAAGCACAGGAUGUACAUAUAUGUAAAAAGCUGUGUUAGAUGUUCUUUUGAACUCUCCAAACUUUGUGCAGUUUUGUGAAAUUUCCAAUUAUUUCUGUCUUCUGACCAAAUUUUGAAUGGCCAAAUUUCAGUUUGUUCAGUUGUAUGUUUUCCUGAACUGAGUUACUGAACAUUGUACCCUACUGAAACUGCUUGAAGUAGAUUCAACUGUCAAUUUGCCUUUAAGGUACUGGCAAGACUAUACAUUCUAUGCAACACGUGUCUGACAAAAAUGAAAAAAAGUAUGUAAAUAUAAGGAUGUGUAAAGGCAACCAGGUUUGUGUGAUAAUAUGCUGCAAUGUUCACAACUGCACCACUUUUUAAUAUCAUGGUGAUAAAGGUGACAGCACUCUGAAAA
This is a messenger RNA of Branchiostoma floridae (Florida lancelet), 1947 nucleotides long. Its product is annotated as dnaJ homolog subfamily B member 9-like. Gene Ontology annotation, cellular component: endoplasmic reticulum. Lineage: Eukaryota; Metazoa; Chordata; Leptocardii; Amphioxiformes; Branchiostomatidae. Gene Ontology annotation, molecular function: protein-folding chaperone binding; misfolded protein binding. The record is from RefSeq and is a predicted model, not a curated record. The transcript has 4 exons. The coding region runs from base 211 to 990 and encodes 259 amino acids.